This is a messenger RNA of Penicillium salamii, 321 nucleotides long. The record is from the annotation of a GenBank genome assembly. Lineage: Eukaryota; Fungi; Ascomycota; Eurotiomycetes; Eurotiales; Aspergillaceae.
AUGUUUCCUACGCGCGCUCUCCUGGCCUCUGCCAGGCUGACUCUUUUUACUCGUGCAGGCUGUGGCCUCUGCGACACUGCCAAAAAUACUGUGUUGCAAUUGCAGAAACGACGAUCCUUCGACUACGUGGAGAACGACAUUAUGGCCCCUGGAAAUGAAGCAUGGAGGGAGGUCUAUGAUUUUGAUGUCCCAGUCUUGCAUGUCCAAUCAGUGCAGGAUGGAUUGCCCAAGCAGGCUGACCUCUCUGAUGCUCGCAAAUUGUUCCAUCGAUGGACAGAGCAAGAAGUGGAGCGGUCGGUUGAAGAGGCAGAGAACCAAUAA